Molecule: messenger RNA, 1047 nt
Organism: Penicillium argentinense
Lineage: Eukaryota; Fungi; Ascomycota; Eurotiomycetes; Eurotiales; Aspergillaceae
Product: Mpv17/PMP22 family protein
Exons: 2
Coding region: 1-1047 (348 amino acids)
Cellular component (GO): mitochondrion; cytoplasm; membrane
Source: RefSeq, a predicted model, not a curated record
AUGAGACUUUUCCAGAAGGGGCUCGGCGUGAAGGGCGUGACGUUCGCGACCCGACCGCGACCGAUUGCCCCCAAUGUUCGAAGUCCGCUACGCCAGGUGCGACAGCCCCGACGAUGCAACUCCUCUACCCCUGAACGACCGCCGGCGCAGAGCAAGCCUGCUGAAACUGGAUCGCCGAAUACAAAUGCCUCUGCCAAACCCUCGGAGCCGCCCUCUUCCUCCGCGACGCCCCAGGCGCCCAAUACGGCUGCGGCGGCGGCCGGUGCGGCGACUACGCCCACCGCUGCUAAUGCCGUUGCGCGCCCCCGGGGAUUCCGCGAAAUCAUCAAGGCUGGGCCUCUGGGCCGCAUGGGGAGGUGGUAUACUCGGGCGCAGGAGCGAAAACCGUAUACCGUCCAGCUGUGGAGUUCGAUUGUGAUAUACCUGUGUGGAGACUUGAGCGCACAGCUGUUGUUCCCGGAGCAGAAAUCCGCAAAGAAAGACCAGGAUGAGUCUAAGACAGUACCUGGGGAAGAGAGUGAAGAAGAGAAGGAGCAGGGCUUCGGAUCUACAUAUGACCCUUGGAGGACAGUCCGGCACUUGAUCGUGGGAGCUGGAUCAAGUAUCCCGUCAUAUAACUGGUUCUGGUUCCUCCACAACAACUUCAACUUUGCAUCCAAGUUCCUCUCGAUCUUGACUAAGGUCACUGUUCAGCAGAUGUGCUUCACGCCCGUCUUCAAUACCUACUUCUUUAGCGUGCACUCUCUCCUUGGAGGUGCCACUUUCGAAGAAACCUGGGAGCGACUCAAGAAGGCUCUCCCUGUCAGCGUGACCAACAGCGUCAAGCUCUGGCCUGCUGUCACUGCAUUCAGUCUGCUCUACGUGCCGCCACAGUUCCGGAACGUCUUUUCGGGUGUCAUCGCUGUUGGCUGGCAAACCUAUCUGAGCUGGUUGAAUCAAAAGGCUAAACAUGAGGUUGAGACGGCUGAGCUUGCAGCUGCGGCUCAAGAGAGCUCGGCGCCGGGAUCAGCGAAUUCUCAAAUGAUCACUGCAGCGGGAACUGCAUGA